Clonostachys rhizophaga is the source of this 921-nucleotide messenger RNA. The record is from the annotation of a GenBank genome assembly. NCBI's taxonomy places the organism in Eukaryota, Fungi, Ascomycota, Sordariomycetes, Hypocreales, Bionectriaceae.
AUGGCUCAGCGAGCUCGAAGCUUUGGGCUGUUCAGCCCUCCAGACGACAGUGGGAACAGCGCUAGCCCAACCCCCCUGCGAUCGCUGUCGGCCGCUGAGGCGGGCCAGCUUCCAGCGGAUACGUCCAGUGAAGCGCCCCCCGCAGAGUCGACGGAUGCCGACUUGGAAUCGAAGUCGAAGUAUACUGGCCUGCUCCGUGUGAGCGGGCUCCAGGCACGAGACCCAAACUACCAAGGUGUGAGGGCCUUUUCCGAUGUCUUUGCCUUCACCCAGGCGUACUUUGAGCAUCGUCUCGACCGGGACUGGGGCAUGGUUCAGAGAGCCAUCCGCGACGGCGACGAUACGACCGUAGAACGUCUGAUGGAGGAGCAGGUAAUCAGCAAGGUCUUCUCCACCAUGAAACUAGCUCAGCUCAGGCAUUUCAUGACUGGUCUCAACAAGAUGUCUAGCCGUGAUCUCAAGGUCUUCCUCAACUACGUUAGCUUGGAAGGCAAAAGCGAGGUUCAGUAUCCUUGGACCACCAGGCAGUGGAGGGCACUCAGAAACCCCCGCCUUUUCGAGGACUGGGCGAGGUCCAUCAUCAUGGAAGACAAGGUCAAGAUGGGUUGGUUGUUGGGGUUUCUUGUCAAGUUCACCGACAUUGACAUUGUUGGCAUGCGCAAAACCGAAGGGUAUCAUGGCCGCCUUGUCAACUUCCUCUCAACCGGGGCGAGCCUCGUCGCGAGCAUCUUCUUCGGGGCGCCAUUCGUGGUCCUGGCUUCCGAGGCGUUUGCAAGAUGGGUGAACAUCGUCGUCAUUGUGGUCUGGGUGCUCCUGUUUCUCGUCUUUCUCAUCUGGUGGGGCGUUGACUCGUCGCACAUGUUCUUAUACGUGUUGGCUUACACGACCAUGUUGGCAAAUGUCAACGUCGGAGGCGACUAA